This is a messenger RNA of Pediculus humanus corporis (human body louse), 1665 nucleotides long. RefSeq names its product Sply, sphingosine-phosphate lyase, putative. The record is from RefSeq and is a predicted model, not a curated record. Gene Ontology annotation, cellular component: endoplasmic reticulum. Bases 1 to 1665 code for a protein of 554 amino acids. The transcript is spliced from 9 exons. NCBI's taxonomy places the organism in Eukaryota, Metazoa, Arthropoda, Insecta, Psocodea, Pediculidae. Gene Ontology annotation, biological process: sphingolipid catabolic process; carboxylic acid metabolic process. Gene Ontology annotation, molecular function: sphinganine-1-phosphate aldolase activity; pyridoxal phosphate binding.
AUGGCUUUUGUUAAAACUCAAAUAUGUGGAAUUAAAGGAUUUAUAAAUGAAUAUUUUAAAGAAAAAGAACCAUGGCAAGUUGUGGUUAUAACUGCAUCUACUGUAUUUACUCUAACAUGGAUUCACGAUUGUAUUUCAAAAGAAAUAAAUUUGGUCGAUAGUGGUAAAAAAUUAUUUUUUAAACUCAUUAAAAAAAUUCCAUCAGUUAAAAAUAAAAUUGAUAAAGAAUUGAAAAAAAUUGAGAAUGAAUUUGUGAGCGAUGUUAAAAAAAGAAAUAAAGGAAACAAUUAUAUUCUUGAAUUACCACAAAAUGGAAUGUCGAGUGAAGACAUUUUAAAACUCACCGAUGUGUAUUUGAAUAGUGGUGAAUAUAAAUGGGAAAAUGGAAAAGUAUCAGGAACGGUUUAUUAUUAUAAUAAUCAAUUAGUCGAACUUAUAACUCAAAUUUAUGGGAAAACAUCAUAUACGAAUCCUUUACACCCUGAAGUAUUUUCUGGAAUAUGUAAAAUGGAAGCAGAAGUUGUUAGAAUAACAGCAAAUUUAUUUAAUGGGGGACCUGAAUCAUGUGGCACUAUGACCACUGGUGGAACUGAAAGUAUUAUAAUGGCUGUCAAGGCUUAUAGGGAUUAUGCUUUUUUCGAAAGGGGUAUUAAAUAUCCUAACAUGAUAGUUGCAACCACAGCUCAUCCUGCAUUCGAUAAAGCAGCACAAUAUUUAAAAAUUAAAAUAAUUCACGUUGAAAUCGAUUCGAAAACUACUAAAGUUAAUUUGAAUGCGAUGAAAAAAGCCAUUACACAAAAUACUUGCAUGCUUGUGGGUUCCGUCCCGAAUUAUCCAUAUGGAACGAUGGAUGACAUUGAAGGAAUAGCUGCCCUCGGUUUAAAAUAUAACAUUCCCGUUCAUGUGGAUGCUUGUUUGGGAGGUUUUAUCAUACCAUUUAUGGAAUCUGCAGGAUACCACAUUCCUCCUUUUGAUUUUAGAGUUGAAGGAGUUACAAGCAUUUCAGCAGAUACACACAAGUAUGGUUGUGCUCCAAAAGGAUCAUCUGUCGUAUUGUACAAAAGUAAAAGUUAUCUUCACCAUCAAUACACAGUGACAACCGAUUGGACUGGAGGAGUCUAUGGUUCACCGACAGUGAGUGGUUCAAGAGCUGGUGGCAUAAUUGCAGCUUGCUGGGCUACAUUAAUGCACUUUGGAUUUUCUGGUUACGUAGAAACAACAAAAGCCAUAAUUAGUACAACGAAAUACAUUGAGAAUAAAUUGAAAGAAAUUGAUGAAAUAUUUGUUUUUGGUUCUCCCAUUACUUCAGUUGUUGCCAUUGGUUCAAAUACAUUUCAUAUAUACAGACUUUCUGAUGCUUUAUCUAAAUGUGGCUGGAAUCUCAAUCCACUUCAAUAUCCUCCUGGCAUACAUUUGUGCGUAACGAAUUUGCACACUAGAAAAGGAGUCGCCGAAAGUUUUAUUGAAGAUGUCAAAAGAGAAGUGGCCGUUAUUAUGAAAAAUCCAGAUGAGGAAGUUAAAGGAAAGAUGGCCAUGUAUGGAACUUCUGCAAAUUUACCUGAUAGAACAGUAGUUGGAGAUUUUGCGAGGAUAUUUUUAGAUGCAAUGUUAUACAUUCCAGAACAAGAAUCGAAGCUAAAAGAUUCCGACUCUUUUAAAAACUAG